This is a messenger RNA of Peromyscus eremicus (cactus mouse), 1520 nucleotides long. It is a transcript of the gene Dhrs9, whose product is annotated as dehydrogenase/reductase 9. NCBI's taxonomy places the organism in Eukaryota, Metazoa, Chordata, Mammalia, Rodentia, Cricetidae. The transcript has 5 exons. The record is from RefSeq and is a predicted model, not a curated record. Bases 190 to 1158 code for a protein of 322 amino acids.
CAGAUGCCUGGACACCUUGAGAGGAUCAGCUUGCUCUGGGCGGCACUUCCUUCUCCUGGGCACAGCAGGAAGGCGGUAAUCAGCUGAGCAAGUCGCCAGCAGCUUCUGCACCCCCAGCCAUCUUCAGAGAGGACACCAUCUUCUAUUGUACAUGAGAGAAGCGUCCCUGUCACAUACAGGAAAAAGAAAAUGGUGUUGCUGUUGUUUUGGGUGUUGGCCCUCUUCUUCCUCUGUGCUUUCCUGUGGAGUUAUAAAGGACAGCUGAAGAUAGCCAAUAUCACUGACAAGUACAUUUUCAUCACUGGCUGUGACACAGGCUUUGGAAACUUGGCAGCCAGAACUUUUGAUAAGAAGGGGUUCCAGGUCAUCGCUGCCUGCCUGACUGAGUCAGGAGCAGCUGCUUUGAAGGCCAAAACCUCAGAGAGACUUCACACAGUGCUUCUGGAUGUCACCGACCCAGAGAAUGUCAAGAGGACUGCCCAGUGGGUGAAGAACCAUGUAGGGGGAAAAGGUCUCUGGGGGCUGAUCAAUAAUGCUGGUGUCCUCGGCGUGCUGGCACCCACUGACUGGCUGACCGUGAAUGACUACAGAGAACCCAUUGAAGUGAAUCUGUUUGGACUCAUCGACGUGACACUGAAUAUGCUGCCCCUGGUCAAAAAAGCUCGAGGGCGUGUUAUCAAUGUCUCCAGUAUCGGAGGCCGGCUUGCAUUCGGUGGAGGGGGCUACACUCCAUCCAAAUAUGCAGUGGAAGGUUUCAAUGACAGCUUAAGGCGGGACAUGAAAGCUUUCGGUGUGCAUGUCUCAUGCAUUGAACCAGGACUGUUCAAAACAGAACUGGCAGACCCAAUAAAGACAACCGAAAAAAAACUGGCCAUUUGGAAACAUCUGUCUCCAGACGUCAAACAACAAUAUGGAGAAGGCUACAUCGAAAAAAGUCUACACAAACUGAAAAGAAAUACGUCCUCUGUGAACUUGGACCUCUCUCUAGUGGUAGAGUGCAUGGACCACGCUCUAACGAGCGUCUUCCCCAAGACUCGUUAUACCGCUGGAAAAGAUGCCAAGACCUUUUGGAUACCUCUGUCUCACAUGCCAGCCAUUUUACAAGACUUUUUAUUGCUGAAACAGAAAGUGGAGCUGGCAAAUCCCAAAGCAGUGUGACUCAAUGGAUGGCAAACACCCGCCCCAGGCUCUGAGGUUGACUGAUUUCAAAGACUUAUCAUUUCAAUCUCAGUCUUUACCAGACCUAAUGUGGACUCAUUUAGACCAUAUUUCUGUUUAUAAAAGAAGGAGUUCCAGAGUCCCUUGAGCCUUCUUUGAAAAUAAGGACAGAGAAGACCUACCACACAAGCCAGUCUUGCCUGAUACUGAAGCCUUGCCUGAACAGUAGGAUGAAAGGGUAGCAGAAAGACUUCUCCCUCCAAACGGUGUGUGCUGCUGCCUGCCCCUUGCUGGUUCAGUAAUCCAGAGUGUUAAGCACUGUGUUUUAUCAAAAUGUUAAGCAAUAAGAAGUCUUUCAUAAG